This is a messenger RNA of Cariama cristata (Red-legged seriema), 2239 nucleotides long. RefSeq names its product intraflagellar transport 88 (gene IFT88). The record is from RefSeq and is a predicted model, not a curated record. Gene Ontology annotation, cellular component: centriole; ciliary base; non-motile cilium. Gene Ontology annotation, molecular function: kinesin binding. NCBI's taxonomy places the organism in Eukaryota, Metazoa, Chordata, Aves, Cariamiformes, Cariamidae. Gene Ontology annotation, biological process: intraciliary transport; non-motile cilium assembly; inner ear receptor cell stereocilium organization. The transcript has 23 exons. The annotation marks the transcript as partial.
AUGAUGCAAAAUGUGCAUCUGGCUCCUGAGGCUGAUGAAGACGAUCUUUAUUCUGGCUACAAUGAUUAUAAUCCCAUGUUUGACACAGAGGAUUUAGAAAAUGAUGCAGCUUUUCAGCAGGCAGCAAGAACAAGUCAUGGGAGAAGACCACCUGUGACAGCCAGAAUUCCUGGUACAUCAGCUUCAAGACCUUUAGCUACUGGAUUUGGGUCAAAGGCAACUUUAACUUCAUCUAUGGGCAGACCAAUGACAGGAGCUAUACAGGAUGGGGUUGCUCGACCAAUGACAGCAGUGCAUGCUGCAGGUUACACUAAGGCAACUAUGAGAGGUUCUUCAUUUGUUCCUCUUGGCCAAGCAAGAGGUCCUGCUCCACCCCUGGAAGUGAAAAAUUCAGACAGUUCAGAAGAGAAGAUUAGGCAGUUGGAAAAAAAAGUGAAUGAACUGGUUGAAGAAAGCUGCAUUGCCAACAGCUGUGGAGACUUGAAAUUGGCUCUGGAAAAAGCAAAAGAGGCUGGAAGAAAGGAAAGAGAAUUGGUGAGACAACGUGAACAAAUUGCUUCUCCAGAAAACAUCAACUUGGACCUGACUUACUCAGUUCUUCUCAAUCUGGCCAGUCAGUAUGCUGCUAACGAGAUGUAUGCAGAAGCACUGAAUACUUACCAAGUUAUAGUGAAGAAUAAGAUGUUCAGCAAUGGAGGUAUACUGAAGGUGAAUAUGGGAAAUAUAUACUUAAACCAACAGAACUAUUCCAAAGCUAUCAAAUUUUACCGUAUGGCUCUAGACCAGAUUCCUAGUGACCACAAAGAGAUGAGGAUUAAAAUAAUGCAAAAUAUUGGAGUUGCAUUUAUUAAAAGUGGCCAAUAUGUUGAUGCGAUUUCUACAUUUGAACAUAUAAUGAGCAUGUCCCCAAACCUGAAGGCAGGGUACAACUUGACCCUAUGUUAUUUUGCUGUUGGAAAUGGCGAGCAAAUGAAAAAAGCCUUCCAAAAACUGAUUGCAGUUCCCUUGGACGUGGAUGAUGAUGACAAAUACAUUUCACCAAAUGAUGAUCCACGUACAAAUCUACUGAUUGAAGCCAUUAAAAAUGACAGCUUAAGACAAAUAGAAUGUGAGAGGAAAUCCAUAGCAGAGGAAUACAUCAUGACAGCUGCAAAACUCAUUGCACCAGUAAUUGAGACAUCUUUUGCAGCGGGCUAUGACUGGUGUGUUGAAGUAGUAAAAGCUUCCCGCUAUGUAGAGUUAGCCAACGACCUGGAAAUGAACAAAGCCGCUACUUACUUGAGGCAGCGGGAUUUUAAACAGGCACUGGAGACUUUAAAAACGUUGGAAAAAACCGAUAGCAGAGUAAAGAGUGCAGCUGCAACAAACCUUUCGGCCCUUUAUUAUCUGGAGAAUGAAUUGGCACAAGCAACUAAGUAUGCAGAUUUAGCUGUAAAUUCUGAUAGGUACAAUCCAGCAGCUCUAACUAACAAAGGAAAUACUGUUUUUGCAAAUGGAGACUAUGAAAAAGCAGCUGAGUUUUUUAAGGAAGCUCUCAGGAACGAUUCCUCAUGCACUGAAGCACUUCAUAAUCUUGGUUUAACAUACAAGAAGUUAAACAGAACAAAUGAAGCUUUGGAUUGUUUUCUGAAACUCCAUGCAAUCCUUCAAAAUAGUGCUGAAGUCUUUUACCAGAUAGCAAACAUAUACGAGAUCAUGGAAGAUCCCCGUCAAGCCAUAGAGUGGCUCCUGAAGUUGAUCAGUGUAGUACCAACUGAUCCACAUGUACUUUCAAAGCUAGGGAAAUUAUAUGAUAAUGAAGGUGAUAAAUCCCAAGCUUUGCAUUAUUACUCUGAGUCAUACCGGUAUUUCCCUUCAAACAUUGAGGUCAUUGAAUGGCUUGGAGCCUAUUACAUUGACAGCCGGUUUUGGGAAAAAGCCAUUGAGUACUUUGAAAGAGCAGCACUUAUCCUACUGACCCAAGUGAAGUGGCAGCUGAUGGUUGCCAGUUGCUACAGGAGAAGUGGUAACUACCAGAAAGCUCUAGAGAAAUACAAAGUCAUUCACAGAAAAUUCCCGGAGAAUGUUGAAUGCCUCCGAUUUUUAGUUCGUCUCUGCACAGAUAUGGGGCUGAAAGAAGUCCAGGAAUAUAUGACAAAGCUUGAGAAAGUGGAAAAAUUAAAAGAAAUAAGAGAGCAGCGCAUUAAAUCUGGCAGAGAUGGCAGUGCACGUAGCCACAGAGAAGGAAAUGCGAAUGGUG